ACAACAAUUUAAAUGUAAACGUGCAAACAGCUUGAGUGAUAUGAGUCGGCGCGCAGCGCGAAUGCAGAAUAAACAGAAAAUGUGUAAAAAUAACGAAACAGCUGCAAUUCUACCAGCGUAUGAAGACGCCAUCAACAAUGAAACAACAAAAACACUACAUGCAUUGCAUUGUUGUUGUGCCGUCCAGGUUUGCCUGUCUGCGCACACAAGCAACAGCCAAAAAGCCAGCAGCAGUUAGUCACUCGGGCGUUUAGCCAUAAAGUUGCCCGCACGCUGAUAGUUUACAAACACAAUCAAAGCGGGUCUACAUACUUGUGUAUGAAUGUGUGUGUUAUCGCUCAUAUAUUUAAAAUUCUACUCGGCAACUCGUUGUCGCACAUUUGUUUAUCUACUGCUUAUCGCCUGUCUGCCUGCUUUCCCGGCCCAAGUUGUGAGCAAAGCACUCAAGUGCUCGAGUGCAAAGUUGAAUUGAGUGAGUGAGUGUGUGAGCGAGUGGUUGCAUGAGUGUGAUACAAAGUCUGCAGCUGCUGCCUCCGCACACAAAGAGCGCUCAAUGUUGACCUGGCCUUUCUUUGGCAGGAAUUGUUGACGUCGUCGGGGUUAUUCAGUUAAUAUUCUCACGUCAAACGGCUUAGAUCGACUUUCGCGCGAUUCGCAAGAACCAACCUAAAUGUACAUUCGGUCGUUAGCUGGCAGCUUGCAUGCUCGUUCGGUUUUCUUUUUCACUUGCUUGCGGUUAUAAGCUAUGUACGCUAGUUAGUUUGCGCUGUUAACAACUUCUUUUACUUAGAAGCAUACUCACUGCGGCUAAAGCGCAUUGUUGUUGCCGCAUAUCGCCAAAUAGUUUUUAUGUUUUACUUGUGUCGGUUAAGUUAAUAUUCAUUGCUUCCGCUCGUGCGCAUAUAAACUUUUGCGUUUCAAACAGGAAGCCGUAAACCAUCAUUAAAAGCUACGAAUAUAAUAGAAGGAGUUUGAGAAACUUCUCGUUAAAAUAACUUUCAGCGGAAAAACUACAAUGUUAAUAAAGAGACGCGUAUAAUGUUGAAAAGCAUAACAAUUCAAAGUUAUAAAAAAACUGCAUAAAAACUAAAAAAUAAUACAAAAAUUGUGUGAAAUAAAACAUAUUGCAUAUAAAAUAAGAAUGUUUAACUAAAAACUACAUUGAAAGUCAAACAAUUAAACAAAAUGUUUUGACAAAAACUUAAACCAAACAAAUAAUCAACAUUUAUUGUUGCUGUUGUUGUUUUAGUGUUUAUAUCUAAGCAAAGUAACUUGCAUACCAAACCGUCGUUACGACACAGUUUAUUUAAUCUAAUAAUUUAUUUUUGUUUUAACACAAAUUUAAACCUUUUACAACUUGCCCGCCGCAAGCCUUCACUGCACCAAAGUUUAUUAAUUAUUUGCUAUAUACUAAACUGAAAAAAAUCACGCCAUGGGUUUAUCAGAAAAUCAAGCCAACAGCUAUAUGCCAACUAGCACAGGACCUGGUGGUCAAGUUGUCGUUAUGGAGUGCCCAAAUCAUCGCAUUUCCAACAAAAAGCUGCAUAUCUUGAAGAAGAUCAAGAAACGUUUCGGACUAGUUCGUCGCUCACCAUCCUCCUGCCCGGGUCCCAACAACUUGCCACCCCUCCAAUUCCACACCGUACACGGCGACAAUAUACGGAUAUCACGCGACGGCACUUUGGCGCGUCGGUUCGAAAGUUUCUGCCGCGCGAUCACCUUCUCAGCACGCCCGGUGCGCAUCAAUGAGCGCAUUUGUGUACGUUUCUCAGAAAUUUCGAACAAUUGGAAUGGCGGCAUACGUUUCGGUUUCACCAGCAACGAUCCGGCAACACUGGAGGGUGCGCUGCCUAAGUACGCGUGUCCCGACUUAACGAAUCGUCCCGGUUUCUGGGCGAAAGCGCUGCACGAACAGUAUUGCGAAAAGGAUAACAUACUUUAUUACUACGUCAAUUCGGCUGGGGAUGUGAUCUACGGCAUCAAUAACGUGGAGAAGGGUGUCAUAUUGAGCGGCAUCGAUACGCGUGGCUUACUCUGGACUUUGGUGGACAUCUAUGGUAAUUGCACUGCGAUUGAGUUCUUAGAUUCGCGCGUCUAUAUGUAUCAACAGAGCGGUAAUGGGCUCGUGGCCGCCGGUGUAGCAUUACCUGCCGGCAAUGGUGGUGUUAUUGGUGCUGGUGGCACAUUGCCUGGUCCACAAAUACCACUGAAUCCGCAUCACCCACAUCAGCAAUCGCGUCGCUCAUUGCCAGCUGUCGAGCAGGAUUUGGAUCGUCAUGUGUUGCCUUCAAUGCAAUCGCUAAACAUCUCCAUGGAACAAAUGCCGUUUGCACAAGAUAUGGCCAAUGGUCUGCCACCGUUACGCUACAAUGCCAACGGUCGCCUCAUACCGGUGCCCUUUCACAUUACCAAAGGCCGCAAUGUGCGUCUCUCCAUGGAUCGCUUCAUAGCUUCACGCACAGAAAAUGACUUCUGCCAGGGUUAUGUGUUCACAGCGCGUCCCAUACGCAUCGGCGAAAAGGUGAUUGUACAAAUACUUAAAACCGAACAAAUGUACUUGGGCGCUUUGGCGCUGGGCCUUACCUCUUGCAAUCCGGCGGGUCUGCAACCCUCCGACUUACCCAACGAUUCUGAUUUUCUGCUUGAUCGUCCCGAAUAUUGGGUGGUGAGCAAGGAUAUCGCCUCACAACCACAACGUGGUGACGAGAUCGCCUUCUUUGUCGCGCCUAAUGGUGAGGUGACCAUUAGCAAAAACAAUGGCCCGGCCGUUGUUGUCAUGCAUGUCGAUCAAUCGCUGCAGCUGUGGGCUUUCCUCGAUGUUUACGGCUCCACACAGUCGGUGCGCAUGUUCCGCCAACAGCUGCCCAAUAUGGUUAAUUACCCACAACAGCCGCUCUCCGCCGCACCGUCGACACAACGCCUGCCACAACACGGCAAUAUGUCAAUUGCCGAAUCGAUGAAUAGUCUGAAUAGUCAAAUGUCCGAAUCGCGCAAAAUGCUGCACACCUCCGCACUCACUGUGGCAUCACACAACACCAUGAACAGCUCGGCGGCGACACUAGCCUCCAUGACGGCUAAUGCGGCGGUAGUGGCGCAAACUCAUUGUAAUGUACCUGCAGCGACGGUGUCGACGGUCACGCCCGUCACCAAAACCAAUGGCAAUACCACGGCGACGGCGACCGGUCACAUGAUCAGUAUGCCAUCAAGUGGUGAUCUCAUACAGAUUCAGCCAAACGGUGGCGGUACUGUAUUGGUUGUGAAUUUGCCACCUGCGAACUCGACACACGAGCUGAAUAGUGUGAGUGGUAGCGGUAAUGGCGUGAGCGCGACAAGGCAACCAACAUCGGGUGUACUGGCUGGCGCUUGUUCGACAACGAUGACCAAUAAUCAGUACAUUGAGCCUGUGUCCUCGUUGAACGGUUGCAAUUCCACUCAGGAGAUGAAUAAAUGGAAAGACACCGUCGAUCACAGUGGCAAUAGCAGCGCUGGCGCUGAAUGCACAAUCUGCUACGAAAAUCAAAUCGACUCGGUGCUCUACAUGUGCGGACACAUGUGCAUGUGUUACGACUGCGCUAUCGAACAGUGGCGUGGCGUCGGCGGCGGUCAGUGUCCACUAUGUAGGGCCGUCAUACGUGAUGUUAUACGUACGUAUACCACGUGAACGGCACAGUGAGGCACACCAACAUAAUAAUACAAAAAAUUAACCUGAAAACAGGUGAAAUGGAAUGCAACAGUCUACGCUAAUGCCGAAUGGAGAGUCGAUUUUUUUAAAUUAACAAUUUCGCGUUACAACAAAGCGUUAAAUUAUUACAAUAAUAUAUAAAACAAUGAGAACGUGAGAGUGUAAGAUGAACACGUAAUUCCUACUUUAGCUGAAAUUGCCUCCUAACAAAGUAUAUAAUACGCGUAUACCACAAAAGAAAGCAAACAAUUGUGAAAAACGCUUUUAGAUAACAGUAAAACCGUCAUGUGCUUAAAUUAAGCAUACAAAUUGUUACUCGCAGUCAAAGACAGAUGAGAUGAAUGAAAGGUAAUCGAUAUAUGACCGAAUGACUAAACAACUCGCAAUUUUCUUAGAAGACUACAAACAUAAUUAAUAAAAAAAUAUAACAAAAAAAAAAACACAAACAAAAACAAAAAAUGUCCAGAAAUAUAAGAGAACACAGCACUUAUGAUUAAAAAUAAACUAAAUUGUAAUUAAAACGUAUUAAAUUAUUAGUAACAUUAAAAAGCAGACUAGAGUACUUUAAGAAAAAAGCGAAAAAAUAAUAAUCUGAUUUAAAAGCAAAAGAAAAACAACAAACGCAUUUACUCUAAAGCAGAGCAGACACGUGUAGAUUUUGUAUUUAGUACCUAGCAGUUAGAACUUAAAUAUAAUGCUACGUCAAACAAAGACCAAAUGCAGAGUAGUGUUCAGAAUCCGCCAAGAAUUGAAACUGAACGCUGUUAACAUGCAAAUUGUAAAUUUAAAUUAAACUCAAAAGAUAAAAUGCAAAACGCAAAUAACAAAAUAAGAAAUAAUUAUAUGUAUAACAAUUGUAACCGACCAAUAUUCUAAAUUUGUGAUUUUAUAAAAGAAAAGCAAAAAAAAAUAGUAUAAUAAUUUAAGCAACCUUUAUUGGCGACGAAAUUAUAAUGAAAUGUAGUUAUAUAAUACUGUAAUUAGUAAUAUUUAAUGCAAAAAUAUUUCAAUUUUAUGGUGUUUUCAAAAAUGUGAAGUCCAAAAAUUAUUUGUUUCACUUAAAGUUUACUUAAUAUUGUGUGAUUAAUUAUAAGGCUGAUUGAAUGUUGAAACUUUGCCUUAGAUUUGUGCGUUAAGAUGCUUCAUAUAGUUUUCUUUCAUGAAAUUAAUUAUAAAUACACAAUUUUGCUGAUAGUAUUUCGGAAUGUUUAUGUUUAGUGUCAACCAGAAGUUUUUUAAAUUGCGUUAGUGACCAAAUCAGCCUUUUCCUCGCUCAAUUAAUCACAUAAUAUUUUUAUUGAUAGUUACUAUCGGUAUUGCACACUCUCUAUUUACCGUUAGUUCAGCAUUUUCAAUAAAUCGUGAAAAAUUCCUAGUUACAAGUCAAAGCGCAUUUCUGAAGCCUAAUAUAAAAGAAACAUGUAAAAGUCAGUUUCUUGCAUGCCACAUUUCUUUUAUGUAUAAACAAAACUGCCACAAACUGUUACAACAAAACUUUUGAAUGCUAAAAGAAAAAUGAUAUUAUUUGCUAUUAUUAAUGGCACAAUAA
Molecule: messenger RNA, 5231 nt
Organism: Bactrocera dorsalis (oriental fruit fly)
Lineage: Eukaryota; Metazoa; Arthropoda; Insecta; Diptera; Tephritidae
Gene: neur
Product: protein neuralized
Exons: 3
Coding region: 1433-3661 (742 amino acids)
Molecular function (GO): ubiquitin protein ligase activity
Source: RefSeq, a predicted model, not a curated record